This is a messenger RNA of Periophthalmus magnuspinnatus, 1968 nucleotides long. It is a transcript of the gene tspan9a, whose product is annotated as tetraspanin 9a. The record is from RefSeq and is a predicted model, not a curated record. Gene Ontology annotation, cellular component: membrane. Lineage: Eukaryota; Metazoa; Chordata; Actinopteri; Gobiiformes; Gobiidae. The transcript has 7 exons. Bases 418 to 1443 code for a protein of 341 amino acids.
CAAGGCGCAUGAGGAAUUACAGACAGAGCAUCACAGAAUACAACCGGAGGAAGGAAGGGAGUGAUAAGAGAGGGAAAAGUUACCUGCUCAGUGGUGACUUCUGAAGGGGGAUCGCGUCUAGAAUUGGAAUACCGACACCAUUUGGCUCUGAGGAAGGGAAUGCUGCUCCUGGGACCGACCUGCAGUGACUGUUGUGGAGUUAAAGACCUCAGCUGGAGAUACAGGAAGACGCCUCGCAGAGUUGCCCGAGUUCCACUUCUAGAGUCCGUUCAUUGGGAUUAGUUUUUGAGUCGGGAUUUUGCCUGAGCAGCGGCGAUCCAAGGGGAAAGGGACUGUGCGCUCCUGUCAUCUGCGAGACUAUGUUAGAGCGUGCGUCAGCCAGCAGCUCCCGGUCAGCAGUAGCGGCAGCCUCAGAGCAUGGAGAAGUCUAGCAGCGAGGAGUCAGCUAUCCACCGCAGCCCUUCCAUAGACAGCCGAGAUUCCGAUUACCCGCAAGCCUCCACCUCUGGCCGCCCUUUCGGUGGCCGGGGAUUCACUGCCGGUGCUUUUUACGGCUCCACGGGGCCACGCAAAAACGCGCAACAGGGGCAGGCGGGAGCGAGUGCAGAUAAUAUAGGAGUGGACAAAUCCAACAACAAGUACAGCUCUCCGAAAGGAAGCAAGUACGUGGUGUUUUACCUGGAUCUAUCGUUUGUGUUCCUUCUAGAAUUCAAAAAGUGCAACAUGGCCCGAGGAUUCCUGUGCUGCCUCAAGUAUCUGAUGUUCGUCUUCAACCUCAUCUUCUGGUUGUGCGGCUGCGGACUCCUCGGCGUGGGCAUCUGGCUGUCCGUGUCUCAAGGCAGCUUCGCCACCUUCUCGCCCUCAUUCCCGUCGCUCUCGGCCGCCAACAUGGUCAUCGCCGUCGGAGCCAUCGUCAUGGUUACGGGCUUCCUCGGUUGCCUGGGCGCCAUAAAGGAGAACAAGUGCCUGCUCCUGAGCUUCUUCAUCGUCCUGCUGAUCAUUCUCCUGGCAGAGCUCAUCCUCCUCAUCCUCUUCUUUGUUUACUCAGAUAAGGUCAGCGAGAACGCCAAAAAGGACCUGAAGGACGGCCUGGCUCUGUACAACUCCGAAAACAACAUAGGCCUUCGAAACGCCUGGAACAUCAUUCAGGCCGAGUGGAAGUGCUGCGGCGUCAUCGCGUACACAGACUGGCACGAGGCGCUCAAGGAGAAGGUGGUUCCAGACCGAUGCUGCCAGGAGCAUUACCAAAACUGUGGACGCAACUCCACCAACAUGUUCUGGAACAGGGGCUGUUUUGAGAAAGUGGAGGAGUGGCUGGACGACAACAAACAUCUGCUGGGAACCAUCGGGAUGGUGAUCCUGGUCGUGCAGCUCCUGGGAAUGGCGUUCUCCAUGACACUGUUCCACCACAUCCACAGAACGGGGAAGAAGUACGACGCUUAGCCCACGGGGAGGCCACCAACCACGGGAUAAGACUCUGCUGACGUACCCCCCUCUCUGGAGCCUCCUGUUUGGUUUCCUUUCACUUUCAGCCUCCUCCAGAGCCUCCCAGUCGCCUCUCGGGACUUUCUGUACAGAAUCCAGCUCUGUAUCGCGCCUGUCACCAAGUCAUUUUUGCCAAAGAGUUUAUCGUAGCUGAAGGUAGAAAGGACAGCGAUUUUGGCGAAGGAAGAGAGUCCCAUUGGUUGCUACUCCUCUUAAGUGCUUUUUUGUUUGUUUUUGUUUUGUUUUAUUUUUUCGCUUGGACUAACAAAUUGCUGGAAGGAGAGACUACGUUACAAAGACUUUUACUAAUGCUCACACCCCUCCGACCCGAGGGACAGAGAAUAUUUAAAAACUUAUAUCCUCCACCUUAUACGGAGUGUUCUCAUAAUAAAUCCCAUUGUAAAUGUUUCAACAUGGCAUGCUAGUUUUCUACUUGUUUAACUUUUCUUUUUCUUUUAUUUUGAAAGUACGUCAUGCUGUGUG